Molecule: messenger RNA, 4166 nt
Organism: Solenopsis invicta (red fire ant)
Lineage: Eukaryota; Metazoa; Arthropoda; Insecta; Hymenoptera; Formicidae
Gene: Tbc1d8-9
Product: TBC1 domain family member 9
Exons: 19
Coding region: 182-3592 (1136 amino acids)
Molecular function (GO): calcium ion binding
Source: RefSeq, a predicted model, not a curated record
CUUUUCCUUUUCCCCCCGCUCUGGCCGCGGUCGGCAACUCCGUUCCUCGGAGAGGGUUGCGCGCGCGCGCGCACGUACACGACGUCUCCGUCGUCGUCGUCGUCUCGUCGCCGCUGUCAUCGUUGCAGUCCCCGCGUUAGUGCCAUAUGUACCUCGCGCGGUGUGCACCACGGCGGUCGAGAUGUGGGUGAAGCCGCAGGAGGUGUUGCUCGCCAACGCGUUCUGGAUUACUGAGCAGGCGACUGUGUAUUUCGUUUUGCAACGUCGCAAAGGACAUGGGAAGACAAAAGGUCUUACCUCCAUAUUGGUGGGCACAUUGGACAGUGUUUUUGACACUAAACCACCACCCUUUAGAAUUCUUCAUCAAACACCAUCGUCGGAAGUUUAUUGGGAAGUGGCAUGUUCCUUGACCCGUGAAGAGAUUUUGCAGGAUUGGGAAUGGCUCCACUCGAAUUUAAUGACUACCCUCACGUCGUUCGAUACCGAGGAGGAGAUAACGGAAUUUGUUUGCUGCAAAAUUCAAUCUAUAAUAGCAAACAGCAUCCCGGAUUCUCAGUUUGCGGAUGAAGAAGAUCCGGAGUCUUUUAAAACUGUGUCUUUUAAAUUCCACCAAUUGUUCAAUAUACCUAAAGAGGACAAAUUGGUCAAUUACUAUUCAUGCAGUUAUUGGAAAUCACGAUUACCUAGGCAAGGAUGGCUCUAUUUAUCUGUAAACCACAUGUGCUUUUACGCUUACAUAUUGGCGAGAGAAACGAAGCUGACUAUAAGAUGGACGGACAUUACGGAAUUAAACAAAACUAAUUCCCUUAUAGUUUCAGAUAGUAUACGCGUUGUAACACGUGACAAUAAAGAGCAUUAUUUUUCUAUGUUUUUACAUAAAUCAGAAACGUAUUCGUUAAUGGAACAACUGACCAAUAUUGCUAUGAAAAGACUCAUUGAUGAAAAAAGUGGGUUUAACGAGGAUAGAGAUUUACUGAAUAAAUUAAGCAAAAAUGUGCCUAAGAAGCCGUCUUUCUUAAAGAGGGAUCUGGAUGCACGAGCGCAUUCGGAAACUUAUAGGCUUCAAUUUAGGUUGCCUGGAACCGAGAAAUUAGAUGGUAGCAUUGACGCCACCUUAUGGACUCCAUACAACAAAAGAUACGUUUGGGGAAAGAUAUAUUUAUCCCAAAAUUACCUUUGUUUUGAAAGUAGGGUAAGAAGACAGGUCAAUUUAGUUAUACCUCUGAGGGAAGUAACGCUCGUUGAGUCUGCAGAAAAUCAAUCCAACACAGGAACGGAUAAGUCGAUAUUAGUCACGACGGCGCGUUCGUCGUUCCUAUUCGCGCAAAUACACGAUAGAGAUUUUGUGGUGCAGAAAAUCUCCGAGCUUCUGGCAAAGUCUAAACUCAAUUACGUAAUGAGAGAUAAUGUAUGUUUACCAAAUUCUUCGAGUAACAUUAGCAAUUGCGAGGAAGCGAAACCUAUGGAACAGUGGAAACCACAGCCGCCAUUGAUGAUACUUUUUAAAGCUCCAUUGACUCCCGAAGCCGCGUUGAAACAAGAGGCUAAAGAAAAGCAAUGGGAGCUACAUUUUGCAGAAUAUGGAAGGGGAAUUACAAUGUAUAGAACUACGGAAACUACGAAACUCGUUAUUCAAGGAAUACCGCAGGCCCUCAGAGGAGAAGUUUGGCUUACUUUUUCUGGUGCCUUAAACGAAAAGGCAAUGAACCCAGACUUAUAUAAAUCAUUGGUCGAACAAUCACUUGGUAAAUCAUGUCAAGCAAAUGAAGAAAUCGAAAGGGAUUUGCAUAGAUCGUUACCGGAACAUCCAGCUUUCCAAUCGGAUACUGGAAUAAGCGCGCUGCGAAGGGUACUAUCUGCCUAUGCAUGGCGAAAUCCUCAGAUCGGUUAUUGUCAGGCAAUGAAUAUAGUAGCUUCAGUUCUGUUAAUCUACUGCUCUGAGGAAUCAGCGUUCUGGCAGUUAUGUAAUGUUUGUGAAUCAUUAUUGCCUGAUUACUACGAUCGGAGAGUAGUCGGUGCUCUUGUUGACCAAGGUCUUUUAGAGGAACUGGCAGCUGAGCAUUUACCAAUUUUACAUGCCAAAUUACAAGAGCUUGGCUUAAUUAAAGUUAUCUCAUUAUCUUGGUUUUUAACAAUAUUUUUAAGCGUUAUGCCAACCAGUAGUGCUGUAAACAUCAUGGAUUGUUUCUUCUAUGAUGGAGCAAAAGUUAUUUUUCAGAUAGCAUUAACUGUGUUGGAAUGGAAUCAAGACAAGUUACUCAAUUGUCGCGAUGAUGGAGAAGCUAUGCAAUUGUUAACAGAUUACCUUGGCGGUGUAUAUAACGACGAAGGCCCAAUAUUUCCUAAACCAGCUGAUAGUGCAUCACCCAAUAAGAGUAUAUCUGUCCAAACGUUAAUCUAUGAAGCAUAUUCGAGAUAUGGAUCUUUGACAAUUGGUGGAAUAGAAAGAUUGCGCCUGAAGCACAGACUAAGAGUAGUUCAAAGUCUCGAAGAUGGAAUUGAGAAAAACGUAAUAAGAAGCGUUGUUGUUGAUAAAUAUAUGAAAAUGGAAGAACUGCAGGAAUUGUUAAGUUUAGUGAGAGAAGAGCUAAUGAGUCAAAGAAAAUCCGAACCCGACCGCUAUGAUCCGACUCAACCACCUUACGAAGCAUAUAAAGUAGAUUUUGACUUAUUUAGAAUAUUAUUUGGCGGACUAUCUCCAUGGGGAAAAUGCACUCAAGCCGAAUCUCUGUCUGCGCGGCUAUUCCGUUUGAUGGACCGUAAUCGCGACGGUUUGCUAAACUUCCGGGAACUAGUGCAAGCUAUAGGAAUGACAGCAACGGCUGAUUUAACACAGAGAUUAAAGUUAUUGUAUACGUUGCAUUUACCGCCACUUCUUACGCCUGCCGACUUUGAAUCGCCAACACAUUCAGCAGAUGGAGCCGAAAUGGCGGCAGAAGCUACGGAUUUCUUCGACAGCAUGGAGCAGAGCGUAGCUUCCUUGGAAAUGCCAAUUAGUGUGGCAGAAGAACCUAGCGUAAGCACUCUAUCGCGAUCCACGAGCUUAAACAGCCAGCCAGGUGAUCAAUCGUGGGAAGUUCAGAGUAUGGGCAGCUUGCGUUCGAUGAUAGCAUCAAAAGAUAGUCCACUAGAUCUCAAAACUGUGCCAAAAAUGUCUCAAAAACAUUUUAUAGCAUUGUGGAAAACUCUUUACGACAUGUUUCCCGCUCAACCCGAAGAGCAGGAGACGUAUCAUUGCAUCGCUUCUAUAGGUACACUUCUGCUUCAAUUGGGAGACGUUGGUAAGAAAUUCUACGUAGAGAGAGAAGAAUCUGAAGAUAGUUUACUUCUAGCUGCUUCUACGGCUCAACAAGCUUCCUCAGUUGUUGAAAGGUCACCUGACCGUAAUGGAAAUCCAUCAAGCAUAGCAUCAUCCGCUGAUCCUGACUGGUCGAUAACCGUUGAGCAAUUUUUGGCAUCUGCUUUGACCGGUCAGGCAAUAGUGGAUUUCUUCAGUACACGAACUGACCUUAUGGAGGCUAUGACAACAUUGAAAAAUCGUCGAUUCAAUCGAGUUCAUUCUUUAUCAGACACACCUAUCCUGAACGGAUGACAUACGGUGAUGAACGUAUAAGAGAAUGUGUAUAUCUAUUUUUAUGCAUGAUUGGCAUAGAUAAAUUGACGAAAGAAAAAACAGAGAAAUUGCUUAAGAGAAAUUUAUGUAUUAUUAGUAGUAAACGCAAAUUUUAAUUUGGAAAGAAGCGUAUUCGCAUGAAUAGCAAUACGUGCAAUAUAAAGCUUUAAACAAUAUACAUACAGAUUCAUUUAUUACAAUGCUAAAAAAUCGCGUUAAAAUUUUUAUAAUUAUUAUUUUCUAAAUUUCUGAUAUAAAUACUCUUUUGUGAAUGAAAUAAUACAUACUGCAUUUGAUUUUAGUAGUCUCUCUAACUUCUUUUACAAGAUGAAUUUAAUUGCAGUUGUAUUCUAAUCCACUAUAUUAAGAAAAUUAUAAAUAUUAUUUUUUAAAUAUGAUUUAUCUAUUAUGAUAUUGACAGUAAUAGUAAAUAGUAAUAUAAUUGUAUCAUUAGGUUCUGAAAAUUUUUCGAACAAGGCAUACGUUUAAUAUGUCGGCCUACUUUAGGAAUUAUCACAAAUAUACAAUAGCGCGUCAAUACACUGAGAAAAAA